Durusdinium trenchii is the source of this 2345-nucleotide messenger RNA. The record is from the annotation of a GenBank genome assembly. NCBI's taxonomy places the organism in Eukaryota, Dinophyceae, Suessiales, Symbiodiniaceae.
AGCUUUAGGGCUUUUGGGCCGAAGCUCUGGACGAAGCUCUUAGCGACUCCAACUGUGACUGCAUGGCAGCUGUGUCCAUGGAAUUGGACGCCAAGGCCGCACCAAUGACCAGACCAGAGAAGAUUGCUGAGAGGCCGUGGCAGGGAGAGGCGACCUUCCCGGUGGAUCUCUCUCAGUACCACAAGGUGGCCAUCGAUCCUUUCAGUUCGGAGCACUUGACCUCCUCGCAGCGGGAGGCCUUGGCGCAGAACGUCGCCCUUUGCCGAGAUGCUUUGGUCUUCUUCACCGCCUGUGGCGGGGCCUCGGGCUAUGGCGGCCACACCGGCGGUGCCUUCGACAUGAUGCCCGAGGUUUGUCUUUUGGACUCCUUCUUCCGCGCACGACCCGACAAGUUUGUACCGACCUUUUUCGAUGAAGCGGGACACCGCGUGGCCACGCAGUACUUGUUCGCUGUGCUCCAUGGGCAGAUAGCGGUGGAGAGGCUGUUCGAGUACCGCGUGGGACAUAAGGCUCUACCUGGACAUCCAGAGCUGGGCUUGACGGAGGGCAUUGCCUUCAGCUCGGGUCGACUCGGCCACAUGUGGGGCCACGUGAAUGGCGUGGCCUUGGCCGAGCGAGAACGCUUGGUGUGCUGUUUCAGCUCGGAUGGUUCACAGAUGGAGGGCAACACUGCAGAGGCUGCACGCAUGGCGGUAGCACAGCAGCUCAAUGUGAAGCUCUUCAUCGAUGACAACGACACCACCAUCGCAGGGCACCCCUCCUCCUACAUGAAGGGAUUCAAUGUAGGGCAGACGCUGCAGGGCCAUGGCCUGCGGAGUGAGGACGUGCAGGGCGAGGAGUUGGAUGCGCUCUACGGGGCGAUGCGCCGAGCCGUGUUGCAUGAUGGGCCAUACGCUGUGGUCAUCAAAAGGUCCAUGUGUCCAGGUGUCCGCGACUUGGAAGGCUCCAAUGAAGGCCAUGAUGCCAUGCCUCUGAAGCACGCCGUCCAAUACCUGCAGGACCGCGGCCUCGACAAGGCUGCAGGUCUUUUGCAGCAAGUCCCCAAGACCAAAGACCCUCAAGAGACCUACCUGGGCGCGGGCAAAUUUGGUGCUCCACGACAGGUCUUUGGCGAGUCCGUGGUUCGGAUUUUGAAGCAGCUGGAUGCCGAGACGCGGAAGCGACAAGUGCUGGUGAUCGACAAUGAUCUGGAAGGCUCCUGUGGCUUGAAGAAGGUGGGCGAUGCCUUUCCCGAAGUCUAUGUGAAGGGUGGCAUCAUGGAGCGCAGCAACUUCGGCGCCUGUGGCGGCUUCGGUAGCUCCUCCGGGCGGCAGGCGGUCUUCGGCACCUUUGCGGCCUUCCAAGAGAUGAUCCUGAGUGAGGUUUGUAUGGCGCGGCUGAAUCACUGCAACGUUUUGUGUCACUUUAGCCACAGUGGUGUGGAUGACAUGUCGGACAACACCUGCCACUUCGGAGUCAACAACUUCUUCAGCGACCUGGGAUUGAAGAGUCAACAUGCUCCGGAGAUCCAGCUCUUCUUCCCAGCCGAUGUGCAUCAGACCGCUCAAGUCGUGGACAGGAUCUUUUGGCAAAGUGGUUUGCGGUUCAUUUACACCACCCGCUCCAAGGUCCCUGAGAUCUUGGAUGAGCAUGGCCAGCCCUUCUUCGCCGAGCGGAAGUUCGAGCUGGGAAAGGAUGACCUCGUGCUGGGCGACGACCACGACGCCGGGUACAUCGUCUCCUACGGCGACGCGCUCUACCGCGCCCUGGACGCGGCGCGGCAGCUGAGGCUCCAGGGGCUCAAGGUGGGCCUGGUGAACAAAUGUCACGUGAACGUGGUGGACGAGGACAUGAUGGAACUCAUCGGCAAAUCCCAAUUUGUCCUGGUGGUGGAGUCUCAGAAUCUGCGGACGGGGCUGGGCCUUCGCCUGGGCACUUGGCUCCUGGAGCGUCAGCUGACACCGCGCUUCGCACGGCUGGGCACUCACCGAGAAGGUUGUGGCGGCACUUGGGAGCAAGCCUACUACCAAGGCUAUGACUCGGGCUCCAUCGUCGCCAAGGUUCUCGAGCUGAAUCCAGGUCACAGCGCACUCAAGGAGCCCAUCAAGGGUCGUGCGGUGGCGCGACCCUUGGGUGCACACGUGUGAGGCGAGGGUUCAACGAAGAUGUCGGCCACGCCUGGAAUUCCCUCGGUGCCCAGCGCCGGUGGAAGGUGCAGUUGCGUGGGCUCGGCGCGGGGUUGGAGACCCCGGAUGCACCGGUGGAAACACCAACAGACGCGACGCUCUGCGGAGAUGUUUUGGAACAUUCCAAGGCGACCUGCGGACGGUGGUUUUGCAGUUGGAACCUUGGUUGCGACGCGGAAG